Molecule: messenger RNA, 7865 nt
Organism: Schistosoma haematobium
Lineage: Eukaryota; Metazoa; Platyhelminthes; Trematoda; Strigeidida; Schistosomatidae
Product: U5 small nuclear ribonucleoprotein
Exons: 3
Coding region: 65-439 (124 amino acids)
Cellular component (GO): catalytic step 2 spliceosome
Molecular function (GO): RNA binding; protein binding
Source: RefSeq, a predicted model, not a curated record
UGUUACAAUCGUAGUAUUUGGUAGUUACUCUACAGUAACCAGAAUAGGCUUAUAAGCGGCCAGAAUGGACUUCAAAAGACCUUUGGCUGGAGUAACCUCAAUGUCGAUGGUUCCUUUGCCUAGCAAGAAACCUCGAAAAGAUGGUUCAAGUUUGGGAAUCACCGCAUUUGGCAAUGGGAUGUACAAGUUAAAUUCCCAGAUCAUACCAACAGGACAGGCGGGAAGUAUUCCCCGUACAUCAAAUUUACUGUCACCUAAUAUGCUUUUAAAUGGCCAUGAAAGUGAAGUGUAUUGUGGCAAAUUUUCUUCUGAUGGAUCAUUUCUUGCAAGUGCUGGAUUUGAUCGCCGGAUACUAUUAUGGGAGACGUAUGGUGAAUGCGAAAAUAUUGCAACGAUGAUGGGUAUGUGCGUUAGUCUGUAUGUCACCAUCAUCCCUUAAUGAUGGUAAAUCAGUCGAUGAGGUAAUUCUUCACCGACUAAGAUGGUUGGGCCACGUGUUACGUAUGCCUGAACAUCGAUUACUACAACACGCAAUGCUGACUAGUGUUGGAGACUGUUGAAAGAAAAUUAGGGGCGGCCAAACCAAAACAUGGCAUUAAUGCUUGAAGUCAUUAACUUCUAGUCUAAGCCAUGUUGGUAGAUGCAGACUACUUGGUUGGGGUCUGCGUGUCUGUCGUAACCAAUGGUUGGAGACUGUGGAUGACAUGGCUCGGAAUCGAUCACAAGCGCGUAGGUGUAUACACUCUGUCUUCCAUUAAACCGUGAGAUUAAAAUUGCUUUAUAUCUUACUUUCUACGAACUAGUUCUUUCGUUGUGUACUACAUCCUUAUAUGCAAUCGUUUUAUUUUAUACAUUACUACUAUUGAAUUAACUACUAUGAAUUUGGUGUUCAUCUUGUUGUGCUAAUGAGGUUUGGCAGUUUGGACCGAUGUAUAUAUGUGCCUGGUCCUACGUUGUAGCUGAUUGACUGACUACACGUCACAUUCACUUAAAAGGGUUGAAUAAUCUCACAUUUCACACCACUGUAUUUAAAGCAUUUCUUGAAUCUAUAGCUAUAAAGUUAAAAGUUGGUUAGCUUUACCGAUGUUUUACUCCUAUAAAUAUUUCUUAGUGAGAUGUUAUCUGUAUGUACUAGGAAAAAUCACUUCUACUUGUAAACAUAGGGUUGGUUCAGUUUUACAAGAGGGUUAAUAAGAAACGUUAAAUAUGCUGUCCGUUGUUGUUUAUCUACGAAUGUUCUUCAGGAAACAUACAGUUUUAAUUUCCGGUAAUUUAGAAAUCUGAUAAAAGCUACUAAUGCUCUUAUGAACGAGAACUCAGAUGAGGAAAACAAACUUAUUCCUUAUGCAAAAUGACAGUGCUUUCGUAAAAUAUGAAAACCAUUUAUUAAAUACAUAAUUUGUACGUCUUUUUUGCAUUGCCCUUUACGUACUCCAUUAUUCUUCUAAUUCUGUUGUUAUUUCGAUUAUUUUCCGAUUUCAUUUCUGAUCCCUUCACUUCAAUCUUGUGCUUCCAGGCACUCCACUCUCGUUUGCGGCUACAUACUACUGUCAGCAUAAGUAGCAUACGCCACACUACUACUACUACCACCAUAUAAUAGUAAUAAUAAUACUACACAUAUAUACCACACAUACAUAAUAACAGGAUAAUAAAAAUAUCAGUAAAGAGAUCGAAAGAUAUCAAGUCGCUAAAUAUUUGAUUUUUUUUGUCUCGUACAUCAGAGGACUAAUCACGUUUCAGUUAUCAUUAUAUCAUAGUAAUGGUUUAAAUGUUACUGUUUAAUCUAGACAAGAAUCAGGAAAGUUAUAUUUCUCAUUAAUAAAUGGACUGUUCGUUAGUAUAUUAUUGUUACCAGUAUAUCAUGAAUGUCAGCACUUCAAUAUUAUUUCAUACUUUUUAUCCCUCGAGUUCACUAGUCUUUCUCCUCAAUGUUUGAUCUUCAUAAUAAUUGAUACUACUGUUAUUUCGACUACUUUUCGAUUUCUCUCAGUGAUAAUGUGGUAUAGGAACGGGCUGAUACAAUCGUACCAGGCUCUGUAUUGGUUUAUGGAGGCCUGUUUAACAGAGUUUUCAUAGUGUACGUGAGAUUGGUUCUUACUGCUAUCAUAUUUCUUAAAACAAUUAGGGUGACUUGAUUUUCGGUUUCGUUUAUUUACUCCAAAAGCAGUUGCAAUAAUUUGUUUCAUGUAUAUUUGAAGAUAUGAUGAAACAAUUAAGCGUUAAAGCGAAGUCAUUACUGAACUACUUAAAAAGUAAAUUCGAAUUGUAAUAAAGUUUUGAAGGUGCUUAUGUAUGAUCAGUUCGUUCACUAUGCUAAUAUUUCGCAACCUUGAUUUCAGUGUAGCGAAUGAGACUUCUAUUUUCUUCUUCUCUAACCCUCUUACUAGAGCAAAGAGACUAUUUCAGUAGUGGAAGCUUUUUUGAUGAUGACCUCAGUAUAGUUCAAUACCUAAAAGUUUGAUAUAGCAGUCAAUUUCAAGAAUUUGACUAAAAUGUAGGAUUAUAUGACACUAAACUCACGGUAAUCAGCUAGACAUUUAACCUGUUGGUGAGAUGUCAUUGUAAUACAGUUCUUUGAAAAUUAGUCAGUCAUAUGAAACGUAGAAUCGGGAACUUAUAUUAUUGGUUCAAGUUACUUCACUCGAUUGGGGCAGCGAGAUGUAAUUGUCAGGGCAAAUAUUAGAGCUCCCUAUGUCUAUCACUGUUUAUGCAUGAUGAGUAUUCCCGAAGUUUUAGGAAUCAGACUAUUCUUCUUUUUCUUCUUCCUAUUGUUAUUAUUAUUCAAACACAAACAUUGCUACAAAGGGUCACCAAAAUAUAUACGCGCCACACAUAUAAAUAAACUUUUGUGUGGGCUGAGGUGGUGUCCGAGUUCCCACACCGAAGCAGGUGGUUUUCUUAGGGAGUCACUCUCUGGGUCUUCGAUCUAAAGAUGUAAUCCACAAGGCAGUGGAGCAACGUUAGAAGAUGUAGUCCCAUGAUAGCCGGUGACCAGCGACAGUUUUAUAUACCAUUUGUUCCCUCAGGAUCCUGGGGCCUGUGUGCACUAUUCAGUUGGGAUCAGGGUUUUCCAACUCCCCUAGGUGGGUCCUCCGUGCCCAUCAAUCUGUUUUGGGUGUCAGACAUUCACUUUUCUUCCUCUGAAUUUCGUAAACAACAGUGAAUAGGACCUCCCUGUCAUUGGCUGUAUAUGAAUGGCCAUAUGAGAGCAUUUCGAGAGGGAGAGCGGACUCUUCUUACUGUCGACCGUACCAGGGGGUUUCGGAGGAAGAACUGUUUAUACUGAUCAGAUGAAAUUAUUUAGAAACAAAAUCCUAUUUUAUUAGAUACUUCCCAAAUAAACCUUAUAGCUCUCAUCUGUUUGUCACUUUGACUUAAUUGUCAAAAAAUAUUGAUUGAUCAGUAUGUAUAGUGUCUUUCUCUUUACAUCACUUUAUCUUCUACCGUAUGUUCUAGUACAGUUCAUUCAGUUUUCAUCUUUUUUUCUACCUUUUCUCAGGUCAUGGGGGUGCUAUUUUGGAUUUAGUGCUUUCUUCAGAUGAUUCGGUCAUCUAUACUGCUAGUUCAGAUAAAUCUAUCGCCUUAUGGGAUACUGAAAGUGCCCAACGCAUUAAAAAGUUCAGAGGUCAUGAGAAUAUUGUUAAUUCAUGUGCAGUUGCCAGACGUGGUCCUCAACAUGUGUGUUCCGGUUCGGAUGAUGGGACAAUUCGUCUGUGGGAUCGGCGACAAAAAGCCUGUGUACAAACAUUUCAAAACACAUAUCAGGUUAGGUAACGUUAAAAAUCUUUGGUUACAAAUCUAGUUAUUAUCGCCUCAAAUUCUAGUCCCAUAAUUUAUGUUAUCGUUGAGUUUAAUAUCUAGUUUGUUGUUUUCAUCAUAAUUGCGACGAAGGUUUAAUCCUGGUGUUUCAUAUAGUGACUUUUACUCUAUGCUUAUAUGGUGUCACAUACUAGAUAAAGACGGUCAUCCAGUGUUUCCAGGUUUUUAAUGGUGAUCUAACAUUGACCGGUUCAUGAUCUUAAUCAAAAUAUAAAUACCGCUAGAUUAUUCGUUAAACUAUCUUGAAGGAACUUAGUGGGCAAAGUGCUUAUUUGGGAACAUUCUUCACAGUUUAUAGGAAAAUCUUAAUGCUAAUCACUUGGAAAUACAAUAUAUUAUUAAAUAAUCAUCGAUAUACUUCACUAGUUAAUUUAAUAGAUCCAACUGUUAACUAGACACUUAGAUCUUAUUUCAACCAUCAAUUAUAGUAUUCUAAUGUUUUCUGCACUAGAAAUACAUAUAUAUUUUAUUUUCACGCUACAGUUUUGCAAAGCAGCUGUUAACCACAAUUCAUUUGGUAUUAUUUUUGUUUUAUGAAGUCCAAUUAACCUCAUAGAGUAAUGAGGUUUUUAGAGCCUAUUAGUUUUUAUAAAUUAUUUAUAUAGAGUAAUUUUUUAUAGCAUCACCAAAAUGAACGGCUUGGCUAUAUUCUCAAUAGUCUGAAAUGAUCGAGAUUUCUAUAUUUUAGACAAUUCGACGUCGACCUAGUGUUUCUAAUGGUGAUUAAGCAUGUUUGGCUCGAAGCUUGGAAAUCAUGAGUUCGACCACUUGUGGGAUUGUUGGUGGGCACUGCCAAGAAGUUUCAUGCUAAGAUACAACAAAUGUCCAGUACUUCCUAGUUUUCUGUGGGAUCUUAAUUGAAAUCAAUUUGUGACAAAUUCAAUGUACAAAUUAUUUUAAAAGUACUUAGUUUUAAGAUCACUGUAUACGACAAUAUUCUAGUUUGAAGUUAUAUGCACUAAAAAUAAGAAUCACUAUUUUUGUAGUUUUAGCGUAUUUGAUCUAUUCUAUCCUACUAUUUUACUGUAGUUGAUUUGUCUGUCGCACUGAAUGAUUUUAUGUCGUCUUAUUAAAAAAUACUAAUACUUAUUAGGAUUCACUUGUAUUCGCGUGAAGAGCUGCUUACAGAAUGAACAGUGAGUAUCGGAUUCCAUCACUGGUUGUUAAUCCGGCAAUUUAUUAUUUUUAUUUCAACACAUAAAUAUCGGUACAAGAGGGCACCAAAUAUAUAUGCACCACACCAUAUUUGUGUGUGUGUGGGCUGUGAUACUGCUCGGGUGCUCAGACCGAAGCAGGUGGUUUUCUUAGGGGGUCACACCCCGAGCCUUUGACCUAAAGGUCUGAUCCACAAGGCAGUGGAACAUCCUGAGGAGAUGCAUUCCCAUGAUAGCCGGUGACCAGCGAUUGGUUCAUACGCCAUUUGUUCCCGUAGGAUACUGGAGCCCAUGUGCACCAUUGGUUUGGGAUCCGGUUAAAGCGCCGGACAUUAGCUUUUCGUCCUCUUAUUUUCGUAAACAAUCAUAUCAUAAAGAAAACUGGACUAUUGAGAAUUAUUAUGAAGUAGUUGUUAUCCUUGCUGGUGUCGAUCAGUUCAAUAUAGGCAAUCCAUAAAAAGAAAUGAAAAGUCCUACUGACAUUAUAUUUCUCGUAAUUUCUAUACUCUGUGAAGCUUGUUUUAAUUACUUAGAUCAUGUAAUUGUUUAAAUAAACAGAGUAUCAUUCUUUUCUAUCAUUUGAACUGAAUACGUUUAACAUAUAUUAGUAUACUUUUGAUUGAUCAGUCUUAUUUGAACCUUUUUAUAUAUUUCAUUAGGUUCUUUCAGUUACUUUUAGUGAUACUGCUGAAAUGAUAUUUUCCGGGGGCAUAGACAAUGUUGUUAAAGGUUGGGAUUUACGAAAAUUGGAAGCUAGCAUGCUACUUAAUGGACAUACGGACACAGUUACUGGUUUGUCAGUAAGUCCAGAUGGGUCGUUUUUACUUUCUAACUCUAUGGACAACACAUUACGUAUGUGGGAUAUUCGUCCAUUUGCUCCAACAGAUCGGUGCACAAAGGUUAGUUUUAAAAUUGCGAUAAUGUGACAGUUAUAGUAUCAAUCUUUCAUGAUUAUAUGAUGAAAGAUGUUAUUAUAGCUUAAUAUGUUCAGCCGAUUAUCUGGUUAUGGCAAUAAGUUUUUAUGUCUAAUUAAACUCUGUUUUUGGUAUUUAAUCGUGUAUAUUGUUAGUGUAAUGAAUAAUUACAGUAUAUAAUAGAGGAAUAUUAAGUCACAUGUAACAAAACACUCAGGUGAUGAAUUAUUAUUUCUACCAAGUAUUUAUGAUUUCCAACUUUACUCCGUUUCACCAUAGGUGACGUUAUACCGUCGUGACGUCAGAUUUUUAAGGUUAAAAAUCUCAUUCGAUACAACAUAUGAUUUAAUAAUACAAUCCUACUAAUUAAGCACAACUUCGUAGUUUUAAGUCACACUUACUGUUCGACGGCUAAAGUUAUUAUCCAGGUAAUCGAGCCAAAUCAGGUGGAGCAGUUUAUUCUUAUGAAUCAUAUAUGUGGAAGUCUAGUCUUCAGGUCAGUUAGGCGCAGGUCUUACCUCAUUAGUGGUCAGUAGUACCAUGGAGAGUUAAAUUCAUGUUUACCAGAAAUUUUUAUAGUUUUUAUCUAGUUUGGACAGUUAUAUUGUAUGGUAAAUUGUGCUUUUUCACUCAAAAUGAAUCUCAUUACACAUAUGGUUUUUGGAUAUUAGCAUAUUGUUUGUUUCGGCACAAUCAUUAUGUACGUAAAUACCUCAUCUUUAGAGCUUCAGUUCAACAGUUUGGUUAUCAAAUCGUCAAUUGUGGUGUCAACAGUUCCCAGCUUUACUCAGAUCGUUUUAUUUUUGACACUCAACUGACAACAUUGGACUUCAUACAAGGAGUGUAACCUUCAGUAUAGAUUAACAGACCGUACUUGAUCUCAUGUUUUAUUGUUAUCAUUUAAUGAUCAUUUACACGGCCGUGAAAUGAGUCGCAUAGUAAUAUAUUCCACAAAACCCUUAUUUGCAUGAAUAUCUGUAAAUUAGGUAAAAAAAUCGGCUAAAUAUAUUUAAGGAAAUCAUACAUGUAUGUACAUGUGUAUAUAGCUGAGCAUAUUUUUGUUGCUUCAUUCAGAUUUUUACGGGUCAUCAGCAUACAUUCGAGAAGAAUCUUCUUCGAUGUGCAUGGUCAGCUGAUAAUCGUCGUAUAACUAGCGGCAGUGGUGAUCGUUAUGUUCAUGUUUGGGAUGUAAACACACGCCAGUUAGUCUAUAAACUUCCUGGUCACACAGCAUCGGUAAACGAGACUGCAUUUCAUCCUACAGAACCAAUACUUUUAUCUGUUGGUAGUGAUAAGAAAAUCUUUCUGGGUGAAAUUUUGCCUUGUAUGUACUAAAAUUGUACAUUUUUUGAUAAAACUCAUUUUUCUGUAUAAAACGAAGUAAAUAUAUGUAAUAUACUCCUUGUUGUGUUAUUGUAUAAAUCAAUAUGAAUAUGACAGUCUUGUAUAAUUCUAUCCAAAAUUUAUCAGAAAUAAAAGAUAUUCCGAUUGUUUAUUGUUACAAUCACAUACGUUUCAAGUAGUUCUCAGUUUUGUACGGAUUUAUGAACAGGCAUACAAGAUACUUGCAUGUUCUAUGCUUUCUUUUUAUGUUGAAAAUCAGAACUAGUAGCUGAGUGAUGCCAAUUCUGACCGCAGAACUAGGUGUUAUGAUAUCGAAACCAUGGGAGUGCAUCAGUUCCCUAAAGAAUAGUCACAUUUUACUAAUAACUGUCAACCAACACAAUCUAUGUGCAAGGCUUCCUAUCUAUAUCAUCCAACCACUUAAACAAAAUGCAUUGUAAUGUCAAUUCAUUUGAUUUAGUGAUCAGGGUUCAUUUUAAUUGAUAGAAUUCCUGUAAAUCACGUUACUGUAAUUGCUAGGUGUAUAACUUCGAUCAUAAUAAUGAGUAAGAUAAAAAUCAAAUUCAUAACUGUAUAUAUUAUUAUUAAGAUUACCUUGAAUAUUUGUUGGAAAAACCCAUAUCAUAUUUCUCUU